CUGGUUGAAGGCGACUGGGGAUCAGUUCGUGCAUUGUCUGCAGGUCAAUUUCAUUCCGCUAUCCUGAACACUAAAGGAGAAGUAUGGACGUUCGGAUGGGGUGUGUGGGGACAACUUGGGAUAGGAGGCCGUCAGAUUAAGGACUGCUUAGUACCAACCAAGGUGCCCAAUCUGAGCGAGCCAAUCAAGGAAGUUAGUUGUGGACGCGUGCACACUGUUCUUCUCACAGUUUCUGGUAAAGUUCUAGUCGCGGGAAGUGGUAGUUAUGGGCAGUUGGGUACCGACGAGGAUAUCAGAAAGCAAUACGACUUCCGUCCACUACCUAUAGAUCCGAGCCUCAAGGUUUUGUGA
Messenger RNA from Ostertagia ostertagi, 351 nucleotides. Lineage: Eukaryota; Metazoa; Nematoda; Chromadorea; Rhabditida; Trichostrongylidae. The record is from the annotation of a GenBank genome assembly.